Molecule: messenger RNA, 1626 nt
Organism: Brettanomyces bruxellensis
Lineage: Eukaryota; Fungi; Ascomycota; Pichiomycetes; Pichiales; Pichiaceae
Exons: 1
Coding region: 1-1626 (541 amino acids)
Biological process (GO): cytoskeleton-dependent cytokinesis
Cellular component (GO): cytosol; microtubule cytoskeleton; septin complex
Molecular function (GO): GTPase activity; GTP binding; molecular adaptor activity
Source: RefSeq, a predicted model, not a curated record
AUGGUCAAAAGUCCAAUUGGGUUUGUUGCAACUGGUAGUUCUGAAACUCAAAAUGUGGGAAUUAAUAUGACCGGCAUUACUGAAAAGCCUGUGGUUUCUAUUCCAGAAUCAGGUCUGGGACUUUAUACCACAGCAGCUACAGCUGGCACUGCAGUAUUUUCUGCUGCAAGAACAAUUGAUUCGGGUGAGAGUUCGGAGGAUUUUCAAUAUCACUAUAAUUUAGGUUCAGCACUUGAGGGUACAAAAAAUGAAUCCGUUGGAUUAGGAUGUCUUCCAAUCCAAAAAAAGCUUCAGGCAUUUAGAAAAGGUGCCACCUUUACCAUACUGCUUGCUGGAGAGUCAGGAGUUGGUAAAACUUCUUUCAUCAAUACUUUAUUUGACUCGGAAUUAAUUCCCUUAGCAACUGAGAGUCCAGCCUCCAAUUUUACAAAUAAGGAACUUGUUGAUUUAUCAAUGUCGGAGGACACUUUUGAGAAGAAGACAACCAAAAUAAAACCAUACAGAAUGGAUUUAGUUGAAAAUGGCUUUACAAUGAGAUGUUCAGUCAUAGACACCCCCGGAUUUGGCGACUAUAUCAACAAUAAAUACUGCUGGUAUCCUAUUACGAGAUAUAUUGAUGAACAGUAUAGGCGUCUUGCUUAUCAGGAAAAUCAGCCUAACAGAGUCAACCUUGUCCAUAAUGAAGUUCAUGUUUGUCUAUACUUUAUUAAACCUACUGGGAAAACUCUUACAACUCUUGAUUUGGAAGCAAUGAGAAAUUUGGCCUCGCGAGUCAACUUGAUUCCAAUAAUUGCAAAGGCCGAUGCCUUCAGUAGAGAAGAAUUGGCAUCAUUUAAGCUUACUGUACAACAAGCAUUCAAACAGAAUGGAAUCGAAAUUUGUCAAUUCAUCAAGGACUCGAAAAAAGCGGCUAAUGUAAUUCAGCAAAUGCCACUUACCAUCAUCAACUCAAAUGGGAUGUUUAAGAACUCAAAUGGAAAACUUGUUAGAGGAAGAGAAUACCCAUGGGGUUUAGCUGAGGUUGAGAAUCCAAAUCACUGUGAGUUUCUCAAACUCAGGGAGUUUCUCUUAGGAACACAUAUGGGAGAUUUAAUUAUUUCCACUGAGGAGUACUAUGAGAAUUAUCGUCGCGACUUUAUGAAGUUCAGAUUAAGUCUUACAGUUCAGAGGGUUUUAGCUCAAACAGAAUUAGAAUCGUUAGGAUUGCAUAUUGAUGCCAAUUACGAAAAUAAAGAAACAGAUCUCACUUCGGCACGUACGAAGAGAAGCUGGAAAUCCGCCACCCUUAGAGAGGCAAAAGAUGUUCAAGCGCACAUUUCGCCAGAAAGUUUGAAUCGACUAACUGAAACGCAGGAUUCAAUCACCAUCCUUAAACUUAUAGAUAAGAUCAGCUUGACGGAAACAGAAAAAGAGUUGGUUCUUUUAAAUCCAGCCUACAUGGAUAUGGAACAGUUUGUUAAACAAAAGUUCACCGCAGAUGUUAAAAAGGAGAAUCAAAGAUUCAAAAGUUGGAAGCGAACUUUAUUUGAAAGACAGGAUAAAUUCAAUCAAGAUAUUGAUCAACUACAUCAAAGGGUCAAAGCUUUGCAGGUCGAAAUUCUGAAGUAUACUGAGCAAGUAAAAUAG